CAGGGCUAGUCGACUCGACUCUGGCGCAUGGCCGGCUUGGCUUAACUUGCUAGCGCUAUACGCUAGAGCCAAACUGAGACAUGGCAGCCGGGUUGAGCCGUUUUUGGGCCUGUGCUCAGGUUGUUUCCCAAAUGGUUACAAGGAGAGGAGUUGCAUCACUUGCUGGAAAAGAUGCACAGAUACCAAGAUAUGUUAAAAUUGUUGAAGUUGGACCCCGUGAUGGGUUACAAAAUGAAAAGGCAAUGGUUCCAACUGAAACCAAGAUUGAGUUGAUAAAUCGUCUCUCUGACACUGGUCUUAAGGUGAUUGAAGCUACCAGCUUUGUGUCACCAAAAUGGAUUCCUCAAAUGGGGGACCAUACUGAUGUCAUGAAGGGUAUCAGCAGGAGAGGAGGGGUUGACUACCCUGUUUUGACCCCUAACCUCCAGGGGUUCAAGUCGGCGCUUGAGGCUGGAGCUGAGGAGGUAGCCAUCUUUGGUGCAGCGUCAGAAACCUUUAGCAAGUAUGGGACACAUGGCAUCAGUGCAGUGUGCAUUGAUCUGUCAAUAUGUGAUACUAAAAUUCCAGGGGCCGCGGAACGGUUUUCAAAGAAAAAUAUUAACUGUUCUAUCGACGAGAGUUUGGAUAGAUUUUCCUCGGUGAUUGAAGCAGCUCGUGAAGCAAAUGUCAAGGUGCGAGGAUAUGUGUCAUGUGUACUAGGAUGUCCGUAUGAGGGCGCUGUUCAUCCAGAAGCAGUGGCAAAGGUUGCAGACAAAAUGUACAAGAUGGGCUGCUAUGAGAUCUCCCUGGGUGACACGAUAGGGGUGGGCACCCCCGGUAUGAUGCAAACCUUGUUAGAGACCGUACUAGAAACCAUUCCUGCUGAACAUAUAGCCGUCCAUUGCCACGACACCUAUGGGCAAGCACUAGCAAAUAUCCUGGCUGCAUUACAGAUGGGAGUGACAGUAGUUGACUCCUCUGUAGCUGGUCUAGGGGGUUGUCCCUAUGCAAGGGGGGCAUCAGGUAACGUCGCGACUGAAGAUGUAGUUUACAUGCUCAAUGGUCUUGGUAUAGAAACGGGUAUUGAGUUGGAGAAGAUUGUUUCAGUUGGACAGUUCAUUUCCAGAGAGCUAGGUAGACAGAACUUUUCCAAAGUGGGAAACGCCAUGAGCAAACUAUGAUGGAACUGCCUAUCUCAGUAGAACUGUGUUGUGCAAUCGCCAAAGACUGUUUUGUACCCUCCUCCUUGCGUCCUCCACCUACAUUACAUUACAUUAUGUUUGUGCUCCAUUCUCCAUUCUAGAAAUGGUGGGAUAUGCCUACGUGGUGACCAGCAAAAUAAGGAAUUUUCGAGAUCACGCCAGCUCGCAUAGUUGAUGUCAUGAGCUUAUUUUCUGUAUUCAUAUGAUUUUAUUGGAGCUACUUACCACAUUUUAUGGAAAUACAAGUUAAUCAAGUUAAAUCUCAUUCGACCACAGAAAUCUGCCGGACUCCAGGGAAAAACUUCAUCAUUGAAGAUGAAAUAGUACAUGCUUGUAUGAAUUAGUCUUAAACAUUGCUUCUACGAGGACAAUUAUUCAACGUUAUAUUGACGGUCGACUUAUACAGACAAAUAUGGCCUAUAUUCUCAAAAUUGGUUUUAAUUGUACCAUGGUACAAAACCGUUGCACUGUGCAGAUUUCUCAUACUGUAUGUAACUACAUGCACUCUUAUUUCAUCACAUAUAACAUAUUGUGGCUGAUAUGUCAUUCAUGUUCCUAAGGCUACUCACAAAUGAUUUUAAAAAGAACCAUUUCUAAGACCAAUCUAAUAUCAUGUCUUAUUUAUUCGACCAUGUACAAACUCCCAUCUGGUUUCAUUGUUGCGUGAUUGUACACUCCAAGUAUGCUAUUUGUUCGCUGAAGUUUUGUGUCAUCCAGUUGUACAGCUUGUCAAGGUAGCACGUUGCAGGCUGCUCUGGAGUCAUGUUGAAACCUUACAUGCUCUCCUUCCACAUGCAUUCUGGCCAAGAUCCUAUUCAAGGGUUUCUCCUGUUGCUGCAUGGAGUGUACAUCUACCUUGUCCACCAGCUCAACCGAGUUCAACUGCAGCUCCUCCAGAUUUCCCUCGAAUAUGUGGACUUUCUCUGCUUGUUUUGUCUUGCAUACCGCUCUGAAAUGGUUAAGUUCGCCACAUUUCCCGCAUUCCUUUCCGUAUUCGGGGCAUUUUUCCUUCACCUGCUCAUGCUGUUUCCCACAGAAUUUGCAGCUCUUCACUAUCUUUGUGGGUUUUGACUUUGUUCCUUCGAACUCUUUGGCUUAGAAUAUAUUGCUCCCUUUGUUCUUACUGCGUGAACUCGCUCUUCUUCUGGUCAAUCCAGUAUUCCUGCAUUUUGCCUGGAAAGUUCUAAAGCCCUGCAUGCCAAAAAUGCACCUUUCAUACGUCAGCCCAGGUCCUCGAAGCAGACGCUGUCUCAUCUCGCCAUCUGAAAUUCCACAGAUAAUCCUGUCUCUGAGGAGUGAAUUUUCUAACUUGCCAAAGUUGCAUUUUCUAGCCAGCAUUCUCAAUUCGGUUAGGAAAGUGUCAAAUCCUUUCCCUUUCUCUUGAUGACGAGUGAAGAACUUGUAUCUGUCCACCGUCUUGUUGUUUCGUGGCUUACAGUGCUUUCCUAGGGCAUGGAGAGCAUUCACAAAUUUCUCCUCAGCUGGUCUCACCGUCUUGUAGAUUUCCCUUCCUCAGACUCCAUCAGGUAUUGCAGCAUUUGCAGCUUUUUUCCCCUCUGCUUGACCAUCCAUAGCCAAAUUUACAUACAAAGAGAGCUUAUCCUUCCAUUGGUCCCAUUCUGAGGAAGAUAACUUGUUUCAAAGUCUAAAGGCCGAGGGGGCUUGAUCUGUGCCAUUAUAACUCAACUCAAUCGUCAAUCUCUCUCCGUUCGCUGGUGGCACCCUCUACCUUUGUGGUUUUGCUUUGGGAGGAUUUCUGCCAGCAAUUUCUGGUCACCCGCCAAUCAGCAACUGUCUCCUGCUUUAGACCUAGAUUUUCCUCACUUUAUCAUUCACUUUCCAGUCACACUAGUCAUCAUCAUGAACAUGGUUUUCAUCAAAGUUGCUAAUUCAACGAAUCGAAAGGAAUAUUUCUCCUGAUUUACUUACUGGACUCGACGUUAUUAUUGAUAAUUCGGUAUUUCAAAAUACAUGAAUUAUACAAUACAAAUUACAUAAACAAUGGGAUAUAUGUGACAUAAUACAAAGGACCUGGAAUAGAGAUGAAGGGGCUGCCUGGAUUUGGAAAAGGUUAACUAAAUUACCAUGACCCACAGGUCUUCCUUCCCACACCCCUUUACCUCCAUCCAGGUCAGUAUAAGAAUAUAAAAAGAAACAUAUGAAUUAAAAGUAUACACCUGAAACUGGCAACAGUUAAUUUGGCAAAACAAAAGUAACAUGGAUCCAUCAGCAAAUGUCAUUUCAAUUGAUUCAUUGCAAUAUAGAUAAAAGAAAAAAUAUAAUGAUAAUAAAUAUUAACAAUUUUUUUAUAUACCGCAAAUUGCCUCUAAGCGGUUAAGAGAAAGGAAAUAUGAAGUAUAAAGGAAAUAGAAAUAGAAAUACUUUGCACAACAAAAUCAAAACUAAUAUUACAAUUUACAACUUUUCUCACCAGAUCAUGAAUAAAGAAAUACCAUCAAAUGGGCCAAUAAAUGAUGCAAGUAAUUUGACUUGAUUGUGUACAUAUCUAAACUGUUUUGAAUCUUAAUUGAUUACUUAAUUAUGUCGUUAUUCACAUAUUUCCAUGACAAAAACACAGUUCACUAUCGAGGCAUUUUCUCUCACCCAAGUUGUCCUUGUAGCCGUCCUAUAGCAACAUUCCAAGCUAGAUAAUUUCCACUCUGACACCAUGUAACAUAUAAUGGCUGAUAUGUCUUUCGGGUCCUUACGGCUACUCACAAGUGAUCUAAAAAUGAUGAUGAAUCUAACAUUGUGUCUUAUUUAUUCGACCAUGUACACUAAGAACAGUCCCGUUAUAAAUGUGUGCUUAAGGUUCAUGCUUGUAUAAAGGGUGAUAAUACAAGUAAUCUGCAUAAUCCACAGUUUUGUACAUGUACCAUGAUACAAUUGAAACCUCUUGAGAAACAGGCCUAUGUAUGCUGCAUAGCUCUUGGCUGUUUAUUAUGCAUGAAGCUAUUAAAGAAUGUUAAAUUUCAUGUACAAUGUGCAUUUUUUUUAAUGGAAUCUAGCCUACAUUUGAUGUUUUUCGAGGAAAAAGAAAAACCAGGCUAGUAGAUAAUAAUAAUAAUAAUAAUGGUAUAUUUACCCAGGGUAGCCACUUCAGUUCCGAAAACUGUUCUCCCAGCGGGCCCUGCUAUUAUUAUUACCUGGCUAAGCCAGGCUUCCUAUUCAGGUGCACACAGCUUUUUGAGGAAUUACUUCCUGCCGGUACCCAUUUACCUCACCUGGGUUGAGUGCAGCACACUGGAUGAAUUCCUUGCUGAAGGAAUUUACGCCAUGGCUGGAAUUUGAACCCAUGACCCUCUGUUUCAAAGUCCGGGACUAAUCCACUGGGCCACGAUGCAACAUGAAGGUGAAAAAUUGAACAGUAUUGGACAAACAAUAGGAGAGUUACAUGCAUGAAUUUUUAACAGUUGUAAAAAUUGGUAAUCGCUAUACCCAUGGAGUCUUCAAAUUGGUUGCAUUGACGAUGUUGUUCAACACCUUUUCAUUGUAGUCUUCCUGUUGAUGAGGGGGAACAAUGCAGCCCCCAGGAAGCGUCAAAAUUAGGCAACAAUCAUGGGCAGCAAAUGAGUCAAAUGAAUUAAUUUAGCUUUUCAACAGAGCUAAUGUCAUCAUAAUGGUCAUUAAUUGACCUGUGUAUGUCUGCAUAUAUAUUCCAUUAUGUUCAUUUAUUGGAAUAUGAAAGUUAUAUUUCCCGAUAUUUAAUACAGACUCUUACCAACUAUUAAAUACAAAUGUAUGCUCCUUCAUUUUUGUCAUACUUUAUAGGAAUUAGCAAGAUGUUCAAAUAAGUGCAAUAUUUGGUAGAUAUGGAUCAAUUUUCGAUAUUUAUUUGUAAUAUUCAGAAAAGAAAACUAUCACUUUGCUGUAUUUGAUGAUUGUACACAAAAAACCAAACAAACAAAUUUCCACCAUGUUGUGGAUGUUUAAGUGAUUUAUCAAGUACACAAACUCAAAUCCUCGUGGUUUAUAUUAUUAAAGAUAUGAGCAUUCAAGUUUUAAUUGUAAUACUUAGUUUAUGUAUAAUGUAAAUUGAAAAUGCAACUCUCUAAUCAGAGUUUGACAUUACAGGUCAUACUUUGAAUGAGGCUGAAUCAAGUAAAUUAUCUUAUCUUACUUUAUGUAAUUUUUUUUUUUAGCUUAAUGUAAGUCUUUUUAGGGUUGGAGUUUGUAUAGUGGGAUAAUAAAUCUUAAAGCAGAAUUUAUAAUAGCGACAACUGAGUAUUUUUAUAUGCCUUUAAGGCCCAGUCACAUUGUUCCGUACAAGCCUCGCGUGUGACUUGCGGGUUACUAUUUUUGCUACCUGCAGGUUGCCCGCAUUGACAGUAUCUCACACGCUGUUGCCCACAAAAGCGCACGCAAGUCUUAUUUGCAUGCAGAAAAGUUUUCCUCAAAACUUUGUUGCGGGUGAGGUGCGGGUCAUUGCCCGGAAUGAUGUGACAGGGCCUUUAUAUAGCUAAAAGAAUUUGUAUAAAGAGUACCGGUAGUUGGAUACUAAUUAGAUAAUAAUAUUUAUUAUAGAUACCCAAUGGCGACAUGCAUACAUGUACAAACAACAGAGUAUUUGGGCGUUAAAUGAUUAUGUUGUUAUAUAGAUAUUGGUGUAACCAUGGAGCUACUGUAACAAUUAGGCUCAGUACCAAUGCUCUUGUGUUAUACAAUGGAGCUCCUUUACAUUAUAGCAUGGAGCUAUCAAUAGCUCUAUGGUUAUACUCAUAUUUUUGUGGUAGAGUUCAAGUUCUGUAUUCUGGUAAUAAUGUAGAAUGGAUAUACAUAAGAAAUUUUUGUAAUCAGUUGACACCCUCUACAUAUAUUAUACAUACUAUCAGAUUGUCUUUGUUUUUAAUGUUAUUAUUUAUAUUUUAGGUAACAUCAUGCUUCUCUCAGUAACAUCAGUACUUCUAAGCCACUUAUCAUUUGUUUAUAUUUGUAAUCUACACUUAUAGGUUCCCUCCAAGAUUUUACAUUUUAUUUCUAUCAAUGUUUUAAGAUAAAAUGAAUGAAGUAAAAGUGUCCAUGUGUCCCCAUUCCGCAGCAGACUCACAGCUCUGUACACUGCAUACAAACUGAUUUAUCAUCAGUUCAUAAUACACAUUUAUUUUUUUAUGCAUGUGAUAGUUUAUGUAUGCUGUGUAGUUAAAUGUACCGGAUGCAAAAAAAUAUUUUGAUAGACUUUUCUGGCAGUGACUGUAAUAAUGAUCUGUAUUCAUAAAACUUGACCAUCCCCUUGUAUCCCUGAGAUAAAAAACAUUUCAUGGUGGAUAAAUGUGAAGGCAAAUUUAUAAAUCAUUGGACACAUGCAAGAAUGCUCAUUUCUCUCUACACAUUCUAACACAAUUAAUGCAAGAAAUUUUGCACUUUGGGGCAUUUUUUCUUCUGUUGACACAACAAAUUUUCAACCCUGCAAUCUGUGCUCUUAAAGAAAAAUGUACAAGUUUGAGUGAAAGGUUGGUAUUCUGUCAGUGUUUUGGAGAUUUCUUUCUUUGCAGCAAUAACUUGGAAGAUCAAGACUAUUUUGUUGAAUUAUUGAGAUGAUGAGUGGCACACCAUUUCACAUCAAUUUGAAUAAAUGUAAUUAUUAAUAUGUA
Messenger RNA from Lytechinus pictus (painted urchin), 6772 nucleotides. RefSeq names its product hydroxymethylglutaryl-CoA lyase, mitochondrial-like. The transcript is spliced from 7 exons. Gene Ontology annotation, molecular function: hydroxymethylglutaryl-CoA lyase activity. The coding region runs from base 81 to 1160 and encodes 359 amino acids. Gene Ontology annotation, biological process: ketone body biosynthetic process; L-leucine catabolic process. The record is from RefSeq and is a predicted model, not a curated record. Lineage: Eukaryota; Metazoa; Echinodermata; Echinoidea; Temnopleuroida; Toxopneustidae.